Caenorhabditis elegans is the source of this 3118-nucleotide messenger RNA. RefSeq names its product Regulator of G-protein signaling rgs-7 (gene rgs-7). The record is from RefSeq and is marked reviewed. The transcript has 15 exons. Bases 90 to 2549 code for a protein of 819 amino acids. Lineage: Eukaryota; Metazoa; Nematoda; Chromadorea; Rhabditida; Rhabditidae.
UCACUCAGAUGGAAAGUCAAAAUCGAAGAAUCAAGCUCAAUCUACACAAAUAUAAAACGGCCGGAGUCCAGCAGUACAGCAUUGACAAGAUGUCAGACGAGGAUGCAGACGAGUAUGACGAUCAAUCAUCGAUAUCGUCAGUGUCGGACGACGACGACUUCUCAGGCUCCGAGUCGGAAAGCUAUCAGGACACGACUGAAUCCACUGGACCUUCGGAAGCUACAACUGACGAGAUGCUGUGGGGAAGAAGACGUGCUCCAGUCUGCGGAAUCGCUGCACAAGCCGUUCGACGUCAAAUUCUAAUGAAUCAACAACAUGAGCCCAACGUUCUUGGGAACAACAAAAAAGUUUACCAAACGUUCGGGUCAACUCCACAAUUGGCAAAUGAACGACACAAGGAGAUGUACUCGCAAAUUCGGCGGGGAGACGACUCAUCAUUUCGAUCACGUGACAGAUUUGUUCCACCAAGAAGACCAAGGAUGGGAUACGGAUCCAGCGAUCUUUCAGCUAUUGAGGAAAUGUCUCCAAUUCGUUCAUCGACUUACUCCAGCAGCAGCGAAGCACACAGACUAUCGUCUCUGCGUGCUCAAACUGAGUGGAAGCCUCAGCUCACUUCAACAACUACAUCGUUUCAGCCACUCAGCCCGAUGAACCAUCAUGAUAAAGAAAACGGGCCGUUUAAAGCACCCAUGUCACCAGUUUGCAGUUCAACUCCUCGCUCUCAAAGAAUGUACCGCAAAAAUCCCAAAUACCGACGUCAAUUUGGCUCGUCUCUUCAGUUAUCCGAGUCUCGCCUCGAAGAGAGCACAAGCCAAGAGUCGGAAAGAGCAGUCACCCCAGAAUCGUGGAUGGAGCAUAAUAACGAGAAUGAGCAUCCAGAUCAGAUGAUGUUUGCCAAACCAAAGCAAGGAAGUUUUCCGCGACCAGAAGCUUUUGGCCUUGAUAACGCGUACGCCAAGCACAAGGACAUUCGAGGAAUCAUCUUUUUGAGCAUGUCGUUGUGUGGACGCCGUCUUACACUCAACGUCCAAAAUGCCGCCUACUUCUGCAGUGCUGCUCGACCAACAUCUGUGUGCUCCUACGUCAGUGCUGUUCUUUGCCAUCGUCCAAGCUCCCAAUCGUCUUCUUCCUCACGCCAGUAUAGGCAAAGGCCUGAUGAGUGUUAUCGUACUCGCCUCGUGACAAACUGCAAUAGCCCAUCGUUUGAUGAGAGUUUCUAUUUCACAUUCUCCGAGAAUUGCGUUCGCGAUCUUCUGAUCGUCACUGUCUAUGAAAUGGAUUCCAACAAUGCCGAAAAGAAACGAAUCCUGGGAUGCAUGACAUUCCCUGUGAGCCGAAUUCUGAAAAAGGCCAGCCAAGUCGUCGGCGAUCCGUUCCCCCACUACAGACGUCAAGAUCCAAUGGAAGAUGUUGAGAUCAACAAUGAGGGAUUUUUCCUCUUGAACAAAGACCAGGGAAGAAAGCAAAAUUUCCCACAGCGCAAGGUUCGCCGCCAAACGUUUUACGAGGAUCCCGCGUUCACCGGAGUGUCGUCUGCUGGUUCAUCGGUGAUUUCCAACAAUACUGGAGGACAGAUGACAAUGGCAUCUCCUCGUUUGUCAGUGCCCAAUGAGCUGACAAUGGGUGAUUACUACAGAUCAACGGGUAGCAGCGACAUGCGCGGUCGGUCCACAAACAAUCUCCUAGACUAUACGUCUGCAUCGUCAAGCACAAAUGGUUCAGCGGGUGGCCCGGAAAAGUUGAAACUUCAUAGGGCAACUCUACCAAGUAUCACAACUACAACAAGCGAGAACAACUCUGACGAUGCGAAGAGCCUGAGUCCCGAACAAUCGCCCACGGAUCACCACUUCUUGUGUCCUGACGACAAUGGAGGAGUCUACGGAGCAGGGCCCGCUCAUAGUGCUAUUAAAAAGAGCUCGGUUCGUCGUGCAGCGUCGUUCACCUUUUCGCCGAAGCACUCAUCCUCAAAGACCAACCUGCGCCAGCUGAACGGACGUGAGGAAGAUAAAGAAAAGAAGCGUUUUCUCGGACCAAUCUCGCGCACGCUCUCCUAUUUGCGGUCGAAGAUGGAUUUGGCUCUCUCCACGUCAUCACUUUAUCCAUCUCGCGAUGAUGUCCGACAGUGGGAAAUAUCAUUCGAAUCUCUACUUAACAACAAAUUCGGUUGCGCUCUUUUUCGUCAGUUUUUGAAAAAGGAGUUUUCCGAUGAGAACAUGGACUUUUGGCUCGAGUGUGAGGAGUUUAAGAAGAUGAAGGACGGAAAGAAGUCGACCACACAAAAAGCCAUCGAGAUUUACAGUGAAUUUGUCGCUGAACACUCACCCAAAGAGGUGAACUUGGAUAGUGAUACCCGGGCCGCCACAAAAGCUGCCGUUGAGGCCGGAUGUAAGCCAGACACCUUCGCGUUGGCUCAAAGCCGUGUUGAGCAACUUAUGUCCAAAGAUUCGUACAGACGAUUCCUGCGUGACCGUCUAUUCCUAGACCUCCUCGAAAGCUACGAGAUUACCGAUAAGGAGGACAAACCGUCAAGCUCGAAAGACAAAAACUGAGCAAUCAUAUUCUCAUUUUAUGAUCUUUUUGUUUUCCCACCCCCGCACAAUAUAAAUUGAAGGUAGUGCAAAUGUGUCCUCUUUUUCUCUCUCUCACGUAGUUGUCAUUUUCAUUGGAACUUUAUCUGUACGUUUCUAUUCUUUGAAACCUGUCUAAAAUUUCAACAUGCCGCUCAUUUCGUUGAGCUUUUUUCUCAUCUUUUCUGUAUUCUAAUUGAAUCAGACUCUUAAUUGCCAGUUUUUUCUCACUGAAUUUUUUUCCUAUUAUGUGUUGUAAAAAAAGAAGCAAGCUCUCAUAACCGAAAACUUUUCUUCUCCCAACACAACACCUAUCCCUAAUUCUCGCUUUUCCGUAUUUUGAUCUCUGUUAUGAAGGUAUUACAGAGUUGUCUUGUAAAACGAAGAAUUCUGUAAAAAUGAAAUUUUUACAAUAAUAUGUACGUCAUUUUAAUUUCGAUUGACAUGGUGACAUUUUUGUUUUCAUUUGACAGUUUUAUGAAUCAACCAAAUUGUCUUAUGUAUGUAUGUCUUGUCUUAUCAAAACCAUCAAAAGGGAGGCUCCACACUUG